GGAUUCCAUCGACGCCUCUUCCCUUUGCCUUCGAACCUUCACCGCACUUCCCCUUCGCGCAAUCGAGGGUCGCGUCGAGUGCAAUGGCGGCCAGACUUCUCUUCCGGCAGCUCUUCGAGAAGGAAUCCUCGACCUACACUUACCUCCUCGCCGACCUCAGCCACCCCGACAAGCUUGCCGUUCUUAUUGAUCCGGUGGACAGAACUGUUGACAGAGACAUAACUCUUGUUAAAGAACUGGGGUUGAAACUUGUCUAUGCUAUGAAUACUCAUGUCCAUGCUGAUCAUGUUACAGGAACAGGAUUGAUAAAGGCUAAGAUGCCAGGUGUCAAGUCUGUCAUCUCUAAAGCUAGUAAAGCAGUAGCUGAUCAUGUGGUUGAACAUGGUGAUAAAAUAUAUUUUGGAGAUCUUUUUCUGGAGGUUCGUGCCACUCCUGGUCAUACUGUGGGUUGUGUCACCUAUGUAACAGGAGUUGGAUCUGAUCAGCCUUAUCCACGAAUGGCCUUCACUGGUGAUGCGUUGCUGAUUCAUGGCUGCGGAAGAACAGAUUUUCAGGGUGGAAGUUCACAUCAGCUGUACCAGUCAGUGCACUCACAGAUAUUCACAUUGCCAAAGGAUACGCUCCUUUACCCUGGUCAUGACUACAAAGGAUUCACGGUUACUACUGUUGGAGAGGAGAUUGUCUAUAAUCCUCGGCUAACAAAGGAUGAGGAAACAUUCAAGGACAUCAUGGAAAAUCUAAACUUGGCAUAUCCCAAGAUGAUGGAUGUUGCCGUACCAUCUAAUAUGGUCUGUGGGCUGCAAGAUAUAAUCUCAAAAGUCUAAAUAUCUUCCGAAUGAAAAUGUUGUAGGUGUGGUUCCCAGCGCACCAUAGUGUUUCAAAGAUUGCAUGUUCCAUUUUGUCAGUACAACUAGAUUUUCUGAGUGUUGAUACUUAAAGAAUCUCCUGUCUUUACUAGUGGAACCUAUUGGUUUUAGAAAAAUAAAAAGGUCCACUAUCUUGUAAUGUGGUGAUGUUACUAGUUGAGUACUACAUUCUUGGCUUUCAACUAUCGUUGAGGAGCCAUUUGGUGUGAAAAGACAAAUUUUCUACUCUAGCUUUUAAUUUGUUUUA
This is a messenger RNA of Musa acuminata AAA Group (dessert banana), 1113 nucleotides long. Its product is annotated as persulfide dioxygenase ETHE1 homolog, mitochondrial-like. Gene Ontology annotation, molecular function: sulfur dioxygenase activity. NCBI's taxonomy places the organism in Eukaryota, Viridiplantae, Streptophyta, Magnoliopsida, Zingiberales, Musaceae. Gene Ontology annotation, biological process: glutathione metabolic process; hydrogen sulfide metabolic process. The record is from RefSeq and is a predicted model, not a curated record. The coding region runs from base 84 to 824 and encodes 246 amino acids. Gene Ontology annotation, cellular component: mitochondrion. The transcript is spliced from 9 exons.